UGGUGGCUUUGACUUUUUCCCCUCUAAAUGUUUUUAUAUUCCGUUUACGGAAAUAUUUGGUCGCGAUAAUUAAUAAAUGCUAAAUAAGGCAAGUUUUGACUGUUUUUUUUGUCUACCUUUAUUUAAAUUAAUUAAAAGAUAACCUUAUGAUCCCUCUCUUUUCUAUAACUAAACUGUGUUCUCCUCCACCACUUUGAAAAUAGCAAAAUCCCAAUUCAAUCCUUCUUGUCCAACCAACCAUCCAUGGUUCCAUUCACUUCACAAAGUUACUUCAUAUUCCUACUUUUCCUACUUACAAUAAUGUUCAAUGGAAGCAUGUGUAGUAGCAAUUCUACAUUGGUUCCUUGCAAUGAGAAAGAUCAAGGAGCACUAUUGAUGUUCAAACAUGGUGUCAUAGAUCGUUACAACAAUCUAUCUUCAUGGUCUAUUAAAAAAGAUUGUUGUGCAUGGAAUGGAGUUCUAUGUAGCAACAUUACAGGCAGAGUCACACAUCUUCUCUUGGAAGAUUCAUAUUUAGCAGGUGAAAUUAACUUAUCAUCUUUGCUACAACUUGAAUUUCUGAAAUUCCUGGAUUUGAAUAACAAUGAAUUUGAAGCAAUAAGUGUUGACAAUAAUAAUUAUGUCACACUUUAUGAUACUAACCUUGAGCACCUUGAUCUAUCUUACAACCAAAUCAAAGGAUCAAUUCCGGAUUUGAUUGGACAACAAAAGAAUCUAAAACAGCUUAACCUAUCAAACAACCAAUUGAGAGGAUCUAUUCUCGAUUUGUUAAGCCAACAGAUGAACUUAGAAUACCUUGAUCUAUCGUCUAACCACUUUAACGGCUUGAUUCCAGAACAAUUUAGCCAAAACAAUAAACAAUUGAAGUCCCUUGACCUUUCCAACAACUUGUUCACCGGUUCAAUUCUUUCAACUCUAGGAAACCUUUCAUCCUUGAGAGAGCUAAGAAUUGGCUCGAAUUCAUUCUCCGGAACCAUAUCCGAAACAUUCUUUUCCAAGCUUUCUCACUUGGAUACUCUAGACUUGAGCAACUCAACUUUCGAGUUUCGUUUCCAUCCUGAAUGGAUUCCUCCUUUUCAACUCACUCAACUUUUCUUGGCAAACACGAAACUAGGUCCUUACUUUCCAUCAUGGAUUUAUACACAGAAAUCACUUCGUACUUUUGAUGCGUCAAGCUCAAGAAUUUCAAUUGUAGAUGAAGAUAAGUUUUGGACAUUAAUAGACCAAUGUUCCUUGGUCUUUAUGUCCAACAAUUCAAUAAAUCUACACUUGUCAAACUUAACAUUAAGUACCGGAGUUUUAAGAUUGGACCAUAACAAUUUCACAGGAGAUUUGCCACAUAUAUCACCAACCACCAUAUACAUAGAUUUAUCUUACAAUUCCUUCUCCGGAUCAAUUCCUAGUGAUUGGGAAAAUUCUCAAUAUUUAUUUUAUAUCAACUUGUGGAGCAAUGCUUUAACUGGAGAAAUCCGCCAAUUGAACUUUUCCAAGAUGAGUGCUCUGAAAUCAUUGAAUCUUGGAAAAAAUGAGUUUUCCGGAAUUAUACCAAGCAAUUUUCCCAAGUUGUUAGCAAUGGUGGUACUAAGAUCUAACAACUUUGAAGGAGAAAUUCCAUCAGAAAUUUUCAACCUGCCUUCUCUGUUUCACUUGGAUCUUGCUCAUAACAAGCUUUCAGGACCAAUGCCAAGAUCCACCUACAAUGUCACUGAAAUGAUUGCAGAAAAUUACUAUGGCCUUGAAGGAAUGUUCGAUUAUGACACAGUUGAUUCGUUUACAAAAGGUCAUGAUUAUGAUUAUAGAGUCAAUACAAACAUGAAAAUCAUUGAUCUUUCAGCUAAUAACUUGUCCGGCGAAAUUCCAUCCGGUUUAUUUAGACUAAUUCAGGUUCAAUCAUUGAACCUGUCUUAUAAUCGAUUUACCGGAACAAUUCAGAAUGCAAUUGGGGGCAUGAAGAAGUUGGAAUCUCUUGAUCUAUCCAACAAUAUGUUUUAUGGAGAAAUUCCUCAAAGCAUGAGUCUUUUGACUUUUCUGGGCUAUCUUAACCUAUCUUGCAAUGAUUUUAACGGGCAAAUCCCAAUUGGGACUCAGCUUCAAAGUUUUGAUGCAUCAAGCUAUGUUGGUAAUAGUAAACUUUGUGGAGCCCCUCUUGGAAAAUGUGAGCAAGAACCGGAUUUUGAAGAGCAAAAUACAAGAAAUGAAGAUGGUAAUGAUUUCAUUGAAAGAAAGUCACUCUUUCUUGGCAUGGGAGUUGGAUUUGCUGUGAGCUUUUGGUGUAUUUGUUGUUCGUUUGUUUUCGACCAAAAAUGGAGGCACACAUAUUAUCGAUUCCUUGAUCGAAUGGCCGACCAACUAUAUGUUAUGAUCAUGAUAAAGCUCAAUAGGUUUCGCAAAAUUGAUGUAACUUGAGAGGAAUUUGUAGCUAGAAGGAUUUCCAUUGGACUCGAAGUAUAUAUUUUCUUUACCCUUUGAUCCUCCCGUUGUUGUAUCAUCUUUCUACAAAUACAAGUUGUAUUUUUUUUUCCUUUUAAGGUAAGUUGUAUUCUAUUUUCAUCACAUGAGUGCCAUGAGAAAUCAUAAAAUGUAUGUUGCCUCUGAGAGCAUUACAUUUUGUGCAGUUUGUGCUUCUAUUUAUUGUUU
Arachis stenosperma is the source of this 2637-nucleotide messenger RNA. RefSeq names its product receptor-like protein EIX2. Gene Ontology annotation, molecular function: protein binding. The transcript is spliced from 2 exons. Lineage: Eukaryota; Viridiplantae; Streptophyta; Magnoliopsida; Fabales; Fabaceae. The record is from RefSeq and is a predicted model, not a curated record. The coding region runs from base 244 to 2406 and encodes 720 amino acids.